AUGGCACUCCACCUUCCAUCUUCUCUGAAAGUUGCAGCUGGCGGGGAUUCGCAGUAUCGUCGGAGUCCGGACUUUCUUUGGCGUUUCGCCCGUGGAAUCUAUCUAGUCUGCGCCGAAUCACAAAGUGAAGAAAACACAUUCGUGACGGUAAAUGAUUUGGACAUUCAAAAUUCUUCGACCUCUGUCUCUUCCCGCACUUUCAUUCCAAACGACUUGAACGAUCUUGCCUACGAUCGAACUAACAGACGCCAGUUUAUCGAGACUGGCCUAGCCUUGGCCCGUAAGUGUUUGGUCCUCGCCAAAAUGUGUCACGAGCAACCUGACUAUUCUUUCGAAACACGGUCUAUGGCGGAAGUGUACAAGUGGCUUGCAGUGAUGGUUGGCUUGGCCUCCGAAUUUGUCGGAAUGCAACAGCGUAUUUCCUACGGAUACGAGUUCAAGGAGCUCGUUGACAAAGCAUUGGAACACAAUCCGGAGGAUGAGCACUGUCGUUAUUUAAAGGGUCGCUGGUGCUAUCAGGUGUACAAUUUAACAUGGGUUGAACGACAGUUUGCAAGUCGCUUAUUCGCCACAUUGCCCACUGCAACGCUAGAGGAAGCUAUGGAGGAUUUCAACGAAGUUGAACGGCUGCGACCGGACUUUUACGCGGCCAACCACUUGUAUCUUGCCAAGUGUCACAUAAGUGCUGGGAACUACAAAGAAGCUGCAUCAUGGCUAAGCAGAGCGAAACAGCUGGUCGAGCAACAUCGUGUCCCACCACCACACUUGGACAACCUGGAAGUAUGCACCGAGAUAAUAAAGCUAGCCGACCAAUACUCUACUUAUUGCUGAUCGUUGGUGUGCACAAGAUAAAAAUACCUUUUUCACGGGAAUUGCAGAAGUGCAGCUAUAUGUGAUUAGAAAACGCUAGCUCGUUAGAUUACAAGCAGCCCUGUUGCGUCUUUCAGCGAAUCCGACUGAACCUAUGGUUAUGUAAGUAUAUCAGAAAGCAAACCAUUUUGUACCUAUCAAAAUAAUCUUCAAAUUCGCUUAUCGUGACUUCUUGCCUUUCUUACGCUAAUGUUUUGUCGGUCAAAUACUUUUUAGAAAUUUUUACCACAUCAGAUACACUAUUUCUAUUUAUGUAUAUACCUAACGGCGGAUAUCGCACAACACGAUCAUCGAGACGGCGCUGGCUUUCCCAAUUAGCAUGUUCAUCUAUUGACAAUUAACUCUGCUACUCAAUUCUUUUGCUCAUCUUUUGACACCUUUUCGUUACAUUAUUUCCUCUUGUUCAAUUGGUAUGCUUCUCCGUUACCACGUCAUCGCCGUUUGUAAGUUUUACCCAACAACAGUUUCUGUCCAUAAAGUGUUGAAACCAGCUUGCCCUUAGUCCUACCGAACGAUGGUCGCCCUCGUUCCGUGCUUUUGUUGCCACCAAGCUCCAUGAUCAUAUGCCUUCAAAACGGCUAUUUUUCACCUUGUCAUAUUUGCUAAUUGUGAAUCUGAUCAUGCCGUGGGCGUGCCUCGUAUACUCGAAUAAAUCGACUU
Molecule: messenger RNA, 1530 nt
Organism: Dicrocoelium dendriticum
Lineage: Eukaryota; Metazoa; Platyhelminthes; Trematoda; Plagiorchiida; Dicrocoeliidae
Source: the annotation of a GenBank genome assembly